AGCGGGGUCCAUUUGUCGGCGACGCGCUUUAAAUGCAGAAGGUGAACCGGAACCAGCAGAACCGCAGAGUUACGCCUCUUCGGGACUUUAUGCACAUUCAGCCGAACUUUUCCACGAUUUAAUAAACUCUCCCGGCUCGGUUCGGUUCGGUCUGCACAUCUGAGGCGCUGGUGAACAGAAAAGCGACCUGGUCCGAACCGCGCGUAAAGGUGAGGACCGGGAUUCAGGAGCGGCUUUCUCUCACCUGUCAGCCUGCGGGUCGGUUCGGUUCGGUUCGGUUCGGACGUGUUUCCCGCUCAGGAUGACAGCAGCCAGGUGAACUGCAGGUGGAUGAGAUGCGACCAUGUUCUUUACGCAGCGCCUCGCUCUGCUGCUGCUCGGCGUCUCCCUCAUCCACACGGUUAAUGGGAGGUUUCCCUACUGCUGGCUGUACUGGGAGAUGGAGCGAGCCAGAGGAGAGUGUCAGACACAACUACAGCAGCAGACGCCAAGCGCUGAAGGAUGUGAAGGCGAGUGGAACAAUGUUUCUUGUUGGCACAGCGCCGCUGUCGGGGAAGUGCUGACCCUCCCGUGCCCCUCCCCCUUUCUGCUUCUGUUUGGUAAAAAUGGUAACCUAAACAGGAACUGCACAGAGAACGGCUGGUCGUCGGUUUAUCCCGACAUCGGCUCCGCCUGCUCAUCGGACAUCAGUGACGAACCCAACGAGCUGGUCUUCUACAGAGUGGUCCAGAUCCUGUCCACUCUGGGUCACAGCCUGUCGCUCGUCGCUCUGAUCACCAGCACCGCCAUCAUCUGCUCCUUCAGGAGGCUCCACUGCAUGAGGAACUACAUCCAUCUGAACCUGUUUGUGUCCUUCAUGCUGCGAGCCGUGGCCGUGCUGAUCAAAGACACGCUGCUCUUCUCAGAGGACCAGAGCACCGACUGCAGCACACAGCUGUCUCUGGUGGGUUGUAAGGCCAGCCUGGUUUUCUUCAACUAUUUCGUCAUGGCGAACUUCUUCUGGCUGCUGGUGGAGGGUCUGUACCUGCACAUGCUGCUGCUGGUCAUCCGGACCUGCUGCGUCCGCCUCUCCGUCUGCAUGCUGAUUGGUUGGGGAAUCCCUUCUGUCUUCACCGUGGCCUGGAUCGUCAGCCGGAUCAACCUGGAGGACACCAGAUGCUGGGAGAUCAACGACAACCCAGUUCCUGACCGGCUGAUCAACUGGCCCAUCAUGGCGUCCAUCAUUAUAAACUUCCUGCUGUUCAUCAGCAUCAUUCGGAUCCUGGUGCAGAAACUACGCAGCUCCGACGUCGGAGGAAACGACCAAUCACAGUACAGGCGGCUGGCCAAGUCCACCCUGCUGCUGAUCCCUCUGUUCGGAGUAAACUACGUAGUUUUCUUCUACCUGAUGGAGCCAGACGAUGAAACGCUGAAGCAGAUCAAGAUCUUCUUCGACCUCGGCCUCGGCUCCUUCCAGGGCCUCAUCGUCGCCGUCCUCUACUGCUUCCUCAACAGCGAGGUUCAGACUGAGUUGCGGAGAACAUGGAGGAGUUUAUCCACGAAUCGCUGCGUGUUGCAGGACUACAGGCUCCGCCGCUUGUCAGCAAACCUCAACAGCACUCAGUUUCCCAGAAACACCCGGGCCCAGUCCAUCCUGCAGACCGAAACCACCAUGCUCUGACCCGGGCCCAGUCCAUCCUGCAGACCAAAACCACCAUGCUCUGACCCGGGCCCAGUCCAUCCUGCAGACCGAAACCACCAUGCUCUGACCCGGGCCCAGUCCAUCCUGCAGACCGAAACCACCAUGCUCUGACCCGGGCCCAGUCCAUCCUGCAGACCGAAACCACCAUGCUCUGACCCGGGCCCAGUCCAUCCUGCAGACCGAAACCACCAUGCUCUGACCCGGGCCCAGUCCAUCCUGCAGACCAAAACCACCAUGCUCUGACCCGGGCCCAGUCCAUCCUGCAGACCGAAACCACCAUGCUCUGACCCGGGCCCAGUCCAUCCUGCAGACCGAACCACAUGUCAAUCAGAGAGAAACCGACUGAAAAUCCUGGAGGAAAAACAAAGAACGUUAUUACAGCCAGGUUUUAUAUUUUUAUAUGAUUUUUCAGGCUUAUGGCUCUUUUGAAUUUAAAUAACUGAAUAAAAAUGAUAUUCUUCAUCAUAAAAUCGACUCACUGUUUAUAAUGUUUUUAUCUGCAUCAUAUUAGACAUAAAUGUAUAAAAAUAUAAAAACUGUAAACAUCUGGACCUUUACCUUUUCUAAAAACUGUUAAUAGAAAGUCUCUUUCUGUUUCUUUUUAUUGUUUUUCAC
Molecule: messenger RNA, 2296 nt
Organism: Xiphophorus couchianus (Monterrey platyfish)
Lineage: Eukaryota; Metazoa; Chordata; Actinopteri; Cyprinodontiformes; Poeciliidae
Product: vasoactive intestinal polypeptide receptor 2-like
Exons: 13
Coding region: 344-1660 (438 amino acids)
Biological process (GO): adenylate cyclase-modulating G protein-coupled receptor signaling pathway; cell surface receptor signaling pathway
Cellular component (GO): plasma membrane
Molecular function (GO): peptide hormone binding; G protein-coupled peptide receptor activity; vasoactive intestinal polypeptide receptor activity
Source: RefSeq, a predicted model, not a curated record